GCACCAUCAGAGUGCGCCAUAGUCAUCGUCGCUCUCGUUCUCUCUGCACCAUGGCUGUAGCAUUCCAGUUCUGCCGAUUCAACGUGCGACCGGAAGCCUUCGCGCCGGAGAAUUAUCUUUUCGGAUCUGGAUCUCUCCGGCGCCGGAGACCUUUAUCCGUCCGGUGCUCGGCCGGAGAUGAGAACGCCCCUUCGCCGUCGGUGGUGAUGGACUCGGAUUUCGACGCGAAGACGUUCCGUAAGAACUUGACGCGGAGCGAGAAUUACAACCGUAAAGGUUUCGGCCACAAGGAGGAGACUCUCCAGCUCAUGAAUCAGGAGUACACCAGUGAUAUAUUACAGACACUGAAAGCAAAUGGGUACACACAUACCUGGGGAGAUGUUACCGUGAAGCUCGCUAAAGCAUAUGGCUUUUGUUGGGGGGUCGAGCGUGCUGUUCAGAUUGCGUAUGAAGCGAGAAGGCAGUUCCCGGAUGAGAGGAUUUGGAUUACUAACGAAAUCAUUCAUAACCCGACAGUCAAUAAGAGGUUAGAGGAGAUGGACGUUAAAAUUAUUCCUGUUGAGGAAAGGAAGAAGCAGUUUGAUUUAGUGGAUAAAGACGAUGUCGUGAUUCUGCCUGCGUUUGGAGCUGGGGUUGAUGAAAUGUAUGUGUUGAACGAUAAGAAGGUUCAAAUUGUUGACACGACUUGCCCUUGGGUAACAAAGGUCUGGAACAUGGUUGAGAAGCACAAGAAGGGGGAAUACACAUCAAUAAUUCAUGGUAAAUAUGAUCAUGAAGAGACUAUUGCGACUUCAUCAUUUGCAGGAACAUACAUCAUCGUGAAAAACAUUGAAGAGGCCAAAUACGUAUGUGAUUACAUUCUCGGUGGUCAACUCGAUGGAUCUAGCUCCACGAAAGAGGAAUUCAUGGAGAAAUUCAAAAACGCUGUUUCUAACGGUUUUGACCCUGACCGAGACCUAAUCAAAGUCGGUAUUGCAAACCAGACAACAAUGCUCAAGAACGAAACAGAAGAGAUCGGGAAAUUGAUAGAGAGGACCAUGAUGCGCAAGCACGGAGUAGAGAACGUUACCAACCAUUUCAUCAGCUUCAACACAAUCUGCGACGCUACACAAGAGCGACAAGAUGCGAUAUACGAGCUGGUGGAGGAGAAGCUCGAUCUAAUGCUAGUUGUGGGAGGGUGGAAUUCAAGCAACACUUCCCACCUUCAAGAAAUCACCGAGGCUCGUGGUAUCCCUUCUUAUUGGAUUGACAGCGAGCAACGGAUUGGUCCCGGGAACAAAAUCGCGUACAAGCUCCACUACGGAGAGCUGGUCGAGAAGGACAACUUUCUCCCAAAGGGACCGAUAACCAUUGGUGUAACAUCCGGUGCUUCAACUCCGGACAAGGUCGUCGAGGAUGUUCUGGUGAAGGUUUUUGAUAUCAAACGCGAAGAAUCGUUGCAGUUUGCUUGAACGUAAAUAUUUGUAAUGAUGAUAUAAAAAAAAAAAUGGAGUGAUGGUUCACUCUAAAAAGAUGUCUGUAACUCAUAACGUCAGUGUAACCUUUUAUACAUAUACAUAUAUAUAAUAUACCCUCAGUGUAUCCCUCAUUA
Messenger RNA from Tarenaya hassleriana, 1591 nucleotides. Its product is annotated as 4-hydroxy-3-methylbut-2-enyl diphosphate reductase, chloroplastic. The transcript has 10 exons. The record is from RefSeq and is a predicted model, not a curated record. Gene Ontology annotation, biological process: dimethylallyl diphosphate biosynthetic process; isopentenyl diphosphate biosynthetic process, methylerythritol phosphate pathway. Bases 51 to 1451 code for a protein of 466 amino acids. Gene Ontology annotation, molecular function: 4-hydroxy-3-methylbut-2-enyl diphosphate reductase activity; metal ion binding. NCBI's taxonomy places the organism in Eukaryota, Viridiplantae, Streptophyta, Magnoliopsida, Brassicales, Cleomaceae.